CGACACCAGGGGGCAGCACUCAUUCAUUCACUCUUCCUAUCUUCUAUCACAACUGACCCGCGCAACUCGCGAGAGAAGAGGUAGCAACAUCGGAAAACUGAAACAAACACCAAAAAACACACGAUGAGUGUUGACGUAAAGAAACUGAAAGUGAACGAACUAAAAGAGGAGCUGCAGCGCCGCGGCCUGGACACCAAAGGCCUGAAGGCAGAUCUGGUGGAGAGGCUGAAAACUGCUCUGGAGGCUGAAACUAACACUGAUGCGACUGAGCAAGGGGACCAGGAGGAUGCAUACUAUCAGGAAACCCCAGAGAACGAAGAAGACGAGGAUGUAGAGGAUGCAGAAGAGCAACAGGAAGCUGCUGAGGACUCUGGUGAUGAUGCGGAUGAAGGCGAAGGUGAAGUGGAACCAGAUGCCGAAGUGGAACAAGAUGCAGAAGCGGAAGAAGAUGGUGAGGACGAUGUUCUUCAAGAGGAAGAUGAGGGUAGAGACUCUGGUGGUUACUACGAGGACGAGGAAGCAGAAGGCGAGCCUUAUGAAAGCCGUCCAACUUCAGAUUCGGGACACAGCAUGCCUGACUUCACAGCAGAUGUUGAUGUAAACAAAGCCGAACACAUGUCUGAGGAGGAAACUAAGCCUGUGGAAGAGCCUGAGCCCGAGCCAGAGCCAGAGCAGAACCUUCAAAACAUACCAGAAGUCAAAGUGGAGGUGAAAAUGGAGGAUGAAGCGGAGGCUGCUAGUGACGAACAGGAAAGGCAGGAUAGCCCUGAAGCGGAACAACAGCAGGAGCAAGAUGCCGUAAAGGCUGAGCAAGUGAAAGCUGAGUCUGACAAGGGUGGAAACAGCCGCAAGAGACCAUACGAGGAGAGCAGAGCCUAUGGUUACUAUGAGCAUCGCGAAGACAAGAGAUCCCGCACUCCACAACCCCCCGCUGAAGAUGAAGAGGAGAACAUAGAUGACACUCUUGUUACGAUUGAUACAUACAACUGUGAUCUGCACUUCAAAGUGUCCAGAGAUCGCUACAGUGGUUAUCCACUGACCAUCGAAGGCUUCGCUUACCUUUGGGCCGGAGCGCGAGCUUCACAUGGUGUCACCCAGGGUCGUGUGUGUUUUGAGAUGAAGCUAAAUGAGGAAAUUCCUGUAAAGCACCUGCCUAGUAGUGAGCCCGAUCCCCAUGUGGUCAGAAUUGGAUGGUCUCUGAACCACUGCAGCACUCAGCUUGGUGAGGAGGCCUUUUCUUUUGGGUAUGGUGGAACAGGAAAGAAAUCCUCUGACUGCAAGUUUGCAGACUUUGGUGAGAAGUUUGGUGAAAACGAUGUCAUCGGCUGUUACAUUGACUUCGACAGCGGAGACGAGGUGGAGAUGGCCUACUCAAAAAAUGGAGUUUCGUUGGGUGUUGCUUUCCGGACAACAAAGGAGGCACUGGCAGGCCGUGCCCUGUUCCCUCAUGUCCUGGUGAAGAAUUGUGCUGUUGAGUUCAACUUCGGACAGAAGCCGCAGCCCUACUUCCCCCCACCAGAGGGAUACACCUACAUCCACAAUCUUGAGAUGGAAGACAAAAUCAGAGGGACUAAGGGACCUGCAACCAAAUCUGAUUGCGAGAUCUUGAUGAUGGUUGGCCUGCCUGCCUGCGGAAAGACAACCUGGGCCACAAAGCAUGCAGAGGCGAACCCUGAAAAGAAGUACAACAUCUUGGGCACCAAUGCAAUCAUGGACAAGAUGAAGGUGAUGGGCCUGCGUCGCCAGAAGAACUACUCCGGGCGCUGGGAUGUUCUGAUUCAGCAGGCCACCCAGUGUCUGAACCGGCUGAUUGAGAUCGCUGCUCGCAAGAGACGCAACUACAUCCUAGAUCAGACAAAUGUAUAUGGAUCAGCAAGGAGACGAAAAAUGCGUCCUUUUGAAGGUUUUCAACGCAAGGCUAUUGUAAUUUGUCCCACGGACGAGGAUUUUAAAGAACGAACAUUAAAGCAAACCAAUGAGCAGGGGAAGGAUGUGCCCGAUCAUGCUGUUUUAGAAAUGAAAGCCAACUUUACUAUCCCUGAGGCUUGCGACUUCCUGGAGGCAGUGACGUACAUUGAGCUGCAACAUGACGAGGCUGAAACCCUGCUGAAGCAGUACAAUGAGGAGGGUCGCAAGGCUGGCCCGCCCCCUGAGAAACGCUUUGACAACAGGCAGGGCGGGUUCCGCGGCCGCGGUAGUGGAACCGUCCAGCGUUACGACAACCGGGACGGGUCUCGUGGUGGCUACCAAAACCGCAGCGGAGAUGGAGGCAGUGGAUACAGAGGAGGCUACAAUCGCGGCAGCUACAACCAGAGCCGUUGGGGUAGCAGCUACCGUGAAGGAGGCUCUGAUUCCCGCGGUGGAUACAACCGCAGCCAGCCGUCAGCAGGAAGCUACAAUCGCCCAGCUCCUUACAACAAAGGAGGAUAUAACCAGGGCUACAGCCAGACCUACAGUCAAGGAUACAACCAGGGCAGCUACAAUCAAAACUACUACAGCAACUACAGUCAGUAUCCAGGAUACAGCCAGAGCUACAGCCAGACACCUACCACUGCACAGACGUACAACCACCACCAGCAACAGCCACAGCCACAGCAGCCACAACAGACGCAGCAAACUCAGCAGACACAACAGAGCUACAACCAGCAAUAUCAGCAGUACGCUCAGCAGUGGCAGCAGUACUACCAGAACCAGAACCAGUGGAACCAGUAUUACAGCCAGUACGGCAGCUACCCUGGACAGGGCAGUCAAGGCUCAUCCUCUGGUUCCCAGUAACCUCGCCCUGCAUCUUUACCUGCAUCCGCCUGUGUCCUAGACACUCUGACCUCUGCAGCAAAAUCGAUUUUGUACAGUCUCACACAAAGUCCCCAAUCAUAACUGUCUCUGUCUGGUUUAACACAGUAGCUUCAUUCCUCACCAAUUAAUGUACACAUAAACUGAAUACAGUUUGAUGUCUUUUCAUUUUUCUACUGAAUGAAGUCUUACUCUAAGCAGUGACUGUGGGUUGGUAGAUGAUAGGUAUCAAAACAUUUAAUGAAUGUUAUCUAUUAUGCAUUGAAUGUGGAUGUUUGUUGAACUGCAAACUCCACAUUUGCUACAGGUUGAAGAGUAAAUUGUAUAUUUCUAGGAAUCAUAGUGGGAAAAAGUGACAAGGCAGGAAAACUUUUAAGCAAAGGCUGAAUAAUUCUGCUUGUUUUGAGAAGCUUAACAAAGAACAAAAUGCAUGCUUUUUACCUCCACCUCCCCUUCCUCUGUCUUGCUCUUUAUUUUUCAGUUACCGAGUGAGCACAUUUUAUUUACUACAAUAGACUUCAAACAUGAAACAUUUUUUUAUAGUUGUUGGUGUUGAUACUGUAGUAUUUAAGAGUUGAUCCAGUUUUUUGAUUAAGAAUAUUUUGCCACUCUUGAGUAGUUUAUGUGCAGGGUUUUUUUUUUUAUUCCUUUGUGAUUGGUGUUCAUUGAGUCCAGUAGUUAAAACCCUGUUGUAAAACCCAUUUUUUCUACCUGAAGAUGAAAGUCUGAUUUUGACCAGUUACCCAAGCUGUUGUCUUGUCUUUAUACAAUAAAUGCAAUUGUAUACGCCUGUA
Molecule: messenger RNA, 3587 nt
Organism: Labrus mixtus (cuckoo wrasse)
Lineage: Eukaryota; Metazoa; Chordata; Actinopteri; Labriformes; Labridae
Gene: hnrnpul1
Product: heterogeneous nuclear ribonucleoprotein U-like 1
Exons: 16
Coding region: 124-2775 (883 amino acids)
Molecular function (GO): protein binding
Source: RefSeq, a predicted model, not a curated record